CCCAUAAUUCAUUAGAAUGGAACUCUCAAACAGAUUAGUAACAAAUUGAUCAAAGACAACUCCAAGAACAUACGAAACCGCUGUGACUAUGCAGAGUUUGUACAUUUUUAUAACGUUGCUUAUUGUGCAGUGCUGCUGUGCAACAACGGUGAGUGGACAACAGCAGCAGCAACAAUCUGGUGGCAAAGCACUUUGUGAUAUUGAAGGAAUCCAUGCAGAAAUUAUGACGGCAAUUCGGUUAUUGAAGCUGAAGCAGAAGCAAUUGACGGAAAUAAAAGGGAUUGAGCGACAAGACGAUGACGAUGAGGACAUUCCGUACUAUGUUCCCGCUAUCGCCAAGGUCAUCGGAUCCAUCUUAGCGCAGAACGCUACCAACGUCAUUGAGGAGUCAUUUGGCUUUAUUCCACCGGAAGUAAACAAAAAUAUACGAUACGUCUUGGGUUUGGUGGCUGAAACGGUCAAGGAACUCCGACCCUCAAUGGCUUCCGCCACAUUAAAACCAACCCAAGUAGGGCAACAACUCGGUUCAGGGGUUGCAGGAAAUGUAACAAAUAUGGAACCAACUGACGCCCAAGUGGCAGAGAUUGAAGCCCUUUUAGCUUUUGCCAUAGCUCAACAAAUUGGAGAAAAUAUUGGUACAAAUGUCAGUGAAUUAGCAAUGUCUAAUAAUUCAGCCGAUAAAACUGGCGCUACGACGCCUCUGUUUGAAGAAAAUUCAGUCACUGUGAAACCAUCAGAGUUGUCUGAAAAUGAAGCACUUGGUCCAACUGCAGCCGCAGAGUCAAUCACGGAACUAGUUUCUUUUAGCAGUACGUAUAAAUAUUCCGAUGUCCAUUUAGGCGAUGUCAACUCGGAACGAGUGUCGUCUGCAGCAGGACUGGCCAUUUACGCACCUGCAUAUGCUCCCAAUUAUGUGGCAACUUCGAGCACUCUGAAAAUUCCUGUUUAUGCCCCCGCAUUUGACCACCAGAGCUACACCACUCCAAAAAUAUUGCAAGACGUCGAUCUAAAAAACACAACCGAAACUACGACUGAAGAGUCGUCUACGGAUGACAGUUCCACGGAUGCAACCUUGUCUACCACCACCGACGAUGACGAUGACGAAGACUAUGACGAUGGCCAAAAUAAAUAGCACUAGCACAUGCAUACAAAAUGUUUUGCGCAUAUAAAUAUGGGUUUCAUAAUGCGUAAUUAGAUAAUUUUAUUUUGGUCAGCCAAUUAUGUUUUAGUAAUACCAUCACUAACAAAAUUUUUGAUGUGUCGAAAUUAGUUAAUUUAAUGAAUAAAUAAUUAUUGAGACUUAA
Folsomia candida is the source of this 1304-nucleotide messenger RNA. RefSeq lists its product as uncharacterized. The record is from RefSeq and is a predicted model, not a curated record. NCBI's taxonomy places the organism in Eukaryota, Metazoa, Arthropoda, Collembola, Entomobryomorpha, Isotomidae. The transcript has 3 exons. Bases 89 to 1132 code for a protein of 347 amino acids.